Molecule: messenger RNA, 6305 nt
Organism: Bombus impatiens (common eastern bumble bee)
Lineage: Eukaryota; Metazoa; Arthropoda; Insecta; Hymenoptera; Apidae
Exons: 6
Coding region: 309-3641 (1110 amino acids)
Biological process (GO): neuromuscular junction development; positive regulation of protein tyrosine kinase activity
Molecular function (GO): protein kinase binding
Source: RefSeq, a predicted model, not a curated record
AUAAUGUGCAGAAUACGGUUUCGAAAGGGAGCAGGACCGCAGCAGUGCACGCAGCAAGUCAAGAUUGUCAAGAUGGAUGCUCGGUGCCGUCGGUGCGGAGUAUGGAUUUUGCCGCGUGAUUCGUAAACGAGAAUUGUCAUUGUUGUUUAGUGAGCAAAAAAGGAAAACGUGCACCGGGAAGCAUUGUUGUUCAUGGUGUUCCAAGGUGUUCCAUAGUGUCUCAGUAUGCAGCGUUAAGUAAACGGAAUGCUUUCAUAUAGUGAUGAGAAAAGCACCUAAAAGCAGUGCGGUAGUAGCGGCCUUCUACAAUGGUGGAUAACAAUUGUAUUAUCGAGGGAAACGUCAAAUUUCGCGACGGCAAAAAGUGGAAAUCAAGAUGGUGUGUCAUGAGGAAGUUGUCACCGGUUGCAGAUUGUCUUCAUUUACAACUUUACGGAGAUAGCAAGGAUCGAUAUAAGCAAGGUCAAACGAAAGCUUCAUUAAGUUUGCAACAUUUUCUCGGCGUGGAGAGUGGUUUCACUCUUGACAAGGAAUCCAAUACUAUAGCUAUAAUAUGCCAAGACGUGACGGUUGUUCUGGCUUUCGACACUAGAGAACGAUUGAUACAAUGGCAAGUGAAAAUCUCGAACAAUUUGGGCGAAGAUCAGCAGUUCCUGAUACUGAUCUCCACGGUUCCAUCGAAAGCGAAGCUCACAAAUGGACCAGCACAUUUACACAUUCAAGAUCGCCGUUUUUGCAUCACCGUCGGCAUACCUCCCAGAUUAGUCGGUAUUUGGGAAAUCGCGCAUCUCCGACGAUAUGGCGUGGUCGAAGGACGAUUCUGCUUCGAGGGUGGUUCGAGAUGCGGCCGAGGAGAAGGUCUCCACGUGCUGAUAACGGAUCAAGGAGAAGAUAUCGUGAAGAUGCUGCAAUUAGCGGCAGAGGGGAAGCUGACCAAAAAACGACCGGUUAGCAGAGAACAGAUAACGCAGGAGAGCCCGCGUCGUCAGUUCUCUCGAUCGGAAACGAGGGCCAGCGAUUUUUUCCCCUCGGCUAUUUACUCGUCCACAUAUGAAGAGCAGUGCGACAGCUGCAAGAACGAGAGCUCCCCCUAUUGGUCGUCCACUGAGAGUAGGCAACAAACAGAGCUCGACAGGGAUUACAGUAGCAGAGACACUGUCUCCGUGUCGGAAUUGACCGAUCAGCCAGGGGAAUGGCGCAGCUGUUCUCUUACUCGUCAAGGAACAUCCGCUCUCGAGAGAUGCGCUAGCUGUAUCAGCAAGCUAGGAACUGUAUCCAAAUCGUCGACUUUAGCCACCACGACUGGAGCAAGCAGUAUAGGCAGUCCAGCAGGAACGAUGAAUAAUUUUGGUUGCCAUCUACAGCCACGUACGCUCGAUCGGUUAUCGUUAUCCUCGUACAGUAGUAGCAGCCACGACAGUGACUAUUCCAGUUCACAGCAGAUGGAAUGUCACUGUUCGCAAAAUUCAAAGAGCUCGCAACAACAAACGAGCGUUCAUCGCGUGUCGCCAAGCCCUAGCGCACUGCCACCGAGACCUCCGAAACCGUCCCAAAACACUGCCACGAAGAAGGUUAAGAAACCUCCUAUGCCCUUGCCAAACGAACAAGUUUGCGUGCACUCGCGUAGCAAGCAGCAGCUGGUUGUACGAAAUGCAACCGCGGCUGCUGGUCCUUACGAGAAUUACGACGUACCCAAAACGAUCUUGGGCCAUCAUAUGCUGUUAGAACAAAGUUCCCAACCGGAUCAGUAUUACGACACGCCAAGGAAAAUUAAAGAAUGUCUAGCACUGCCAAAAACCUAUCCUAAUUACGAUACGCCACAGGCGCCUCAAGCUGUGGUAUUACAACAAUGUGGUUGUCCGGCUAAACUCACCGUUCAAUCUCCCAGAUCUUCGGGAUGUCCCUGCCAAAACAUGAUGAGUUGGGCUGGUUUUGUAUUGCCGUACUGCAGACGCGGCGCAGGAAUUGAACCAACCGGUGUUGCCGUACAUCCCGUGAAACUUUCUGGAGAAGGUAAGAUGCCUGUUGUGAACGCGAGCGGGGAGAUCGCGAUUUACGCGACGGCGAAACGGCCGAAAAAGUCGGAGAAGUCGGAGAACGACGAAGACAAGAACAAAGACAAUUGCGAAUGCCCAGAGAAUAGAACAAACAAUUACGAGAACGUCGAGCCUGUUAUCGACACGCAACCUGAGUCCAAACAAACGAAUUACGCGAACAUAGACUUUACCCAAUCUCUCGAACACUAUGAAAACAGCAAAGAUCUUUUAGCAAAGAGUGGAAUUUCACAGGAGGAAAUUGAGAAGUUUUCCAAUCAAAUUAAGGACGAGACAUCUGAACCGCCCACAGAAGAUUCGUCCAAGAUAUGCCAGAAAUGUGGCCACGUUAAGGACCGAGAGAACGAUUACUUAGUCAUGGAUCUCGAAAAGCAAACACCAAAGAAACCGUUCUCUGGAUACCUACCGAUGCAGCCAGCGCACAAUGCUUGUUCAAAGGAGAUUUUGUCGAGAAUUUGUAGCGGUAUAAAGAGCUCGAGUAACCCUGCGUUAUCAGGUUCCGCGUUAAGCGAGGGAGGGAAAAAGAGAUCCGAUUCUGAAUUUCGCGUUCCAGGUUCGGCGAUGUUGUCUAGUCCGUACCUUAGACGCCGUUACCUGGAGGGAAAUAGCGGAACAGAAUCCAACGGGAACAUUGGUCUAUUGUUGAGAAAACGAUCUUACUCUGCGGAAUCUGCUCACUAUUUGGACGAUGAGAAUCAUACGUUCCCAUCGACGUUGACCAUUCACAAAUGUUCCAGCGAAGCGGACAAAGCUUCCCUGGUUAGAGGAGAGACCCAUUCCCCGUGCGUUAACUCAGAAGUCAAGAUAAAUCAAGAUAGCGGACAGAUAUCGAUAACCUCACCUCAGCCGUCAUUCAUAAAAAUUCGACGCUCCUCCUCCGUUCCAUCCAAGACCGGUCACAAUAGAGACUCUUCCAGUAGCAACGACUCAGGCGUUUCUACGGGAUCUCUUAGUCACAGAACGGCGGAAUUUGUCGAGUUCGAAUUGUCAUUGGCCCCAUCGACGUCGGCGAGAAAGCAAAACGUGUUGUCAGUUUAUAGGAAGAGUCCACCGCCUACGUGUUAUCACAGCAGCCUACCAAGGAAAUCCAAGUCCAGCGAUCCGCUUCGAGAGUUGUCGUUUCAGUUUCAAAAGAUUAAGAUUCCUACAAAAUCCUCUUCAGCGGAAGCCGAUAUUCCCACGUGUUUACCUAAGGCCACGAAAGGAUUCAAUAGUCCAGGGGAAGUGUCUAAUGCUCCUUAUAUCGACUCGCGAAGCACAAGCAGCGGUACAUCCGAUAUGUCCGACUACAUCGAGACACUGUCGUUGUCGUCCCACUCGUCAUCCGAUACGCCAGACAGUCUGAGACUGGGUGGCAGAGCAGUGGCAACGACGCUUCGUCCUCGCAGCGGGAAAGAGUAUUACAAGAUUGACAGAAGUAUUCUUGUUGAGCAAGGAAGAACGUUGACGACGCCAUCCGCCAAUUACGCGAAUAUUACCCCGGUGCUUGAGAAAAGCGAGUCCCCUUCGCCUGGAUACAUGAGUAGCUCUCCCUUUGAACAGCCACAACCUACUCGUGAACACUUUUUGUUUCCCGAUGAAGCUUGAACAUAGCAACACUGUUUGGCAAGAGAGCGGAAAACUUGAAGUUCCUAGGAAUUCCAAACAAAACCAGUAAGAGUAUUCAUGGUAGAAAUUAUAAUCGGGGCAUCGUGACUGUUUACACUAUACGCGGGUAUCUAGUAGCUGACCAUUAACGCUUUUCGAAGUUGCACACGGUACGAACGGUGCAUUUCGUUAAACCGGGAAGAACGAGGAUAUCAUCUUCCAGUGGUCCAAGGUUCAGGAAUCAUAGUAAGGAAUUUAUUCAGGACGGUUAUCUUUCUGCGUUCUUUAUGUCUUUUUACGAUAAUGUCUUCUUACAAAGCGAACCCGCACAAUCAAAAAGAACCUAACAGAGGGGAGUUUUCGUAAGAGAAUCUAGGUUCUAGCGUAUAGUCGAAAUGAAGUCAAUAUACAAUUGAAAUACUUCCUACAACGACUCAAACAAUUUCUAAAAUAUGCUCAAUAAGAAACUGUAAUAGUUUGUAUAGUAAGAAUCCUGCCCUAGGAUAAAAACAAAUGUGUGCAUCGUAUACUUUAUAUGAGUAUAUCGUUUUUUGGAUAUGUUUUAUUUUAUAUGAGUAUACUUCUAUAUAGGGUAUUGUAAAGCGGUUAAACCAGAGGAUUGCAAUCAAUGCAUUCUGUGUUUAUACUGGUUAACGCGAUACCAUCGAUUUACAUUCUAAAAUAUACAACCAAAAGAUAAAGCAGAUGGAGAGGAAGAAAGAAAAGAAAAUGCAAUGAAAGUAGUCAGUUGCAUAGCGUUCACAGGGUUUUCAAAUCUUUACUAGUUAUUUUCUAAAGGCUUAAGAUAACAUUUAUAUAGCCGUGAAAUGGUCUUCUUUUUAACGAGAUUUAUAUGGUGGAUAUCGUAGUCUCUGGGCAAUCAAAGAUGGCACUAUGUAUAGAUUAUAAACAAGAUUUAAAUAAGUCCUAAGGAUACGCGAACUGAUAUAAAACUCGAAUUAUUUUUAUUGAACAUUUUAAUGGUUCAUGGGCAGACAUUUUUAUUCGUAAUCAUUCUCGUCGUAAUACGUUCCCAUUUUUAUACAUUCAUGUACAUUCGAUUUCAUAUGAUUUUCCUACUAGAUUUACGUAGAUCUACGCAACGAAUUAGUUCUUAGAAUCAUAAUUGCAAUAUUAUAUUUCUCUUCUCAUUUUUUAUUCGUAAUAGUAGCAAACGUACUUAAGAUAUUUUUUAUUCGUACUUAAGAUAUAUCUAUGGUCGUUUCGUAUGCGCGAAGAACGUAUAUGUCUAUGGAAUUCUUUACGAAAAAAAAGCGACAAAAAGAAGAAAAAAAAGAAACGAAGAAUAUUUAUUUUUACUUCAACGGUGCAGGAUCUUUUUGAUAAUAAAAGUAUAUCGUAGACGAUUAAGCGAGGGAGCUAGUACGACGUAUCGAAGGGAAAUCGAACUAGUUAGGCCUAUUUUACGUCUGCACGGCUUCGAACUUUCUUUUGAUCGUCAUUAACAAAAAAGGAAAAGAUUAAUUAUAUAUGCGCGAGCUGUAAUUGAACAUUUUUUCAUGGCAUGCAAUUUUUCUUGCUUAUGUCGAAAUCGCGCAUAAAAAGCAAUAAAAAAGAGAAAUAAAACAAAGAAACGCGCGCAAGGUUACGCGAUCGUUAAUAGAAUCUUGCACCGAGGAUAAUCGAGUUUUGGAACGCGCUGGUCGGGCUGGUCGAUAUUGAUAUUAUGCAAUGCAGUGAUACUGAACGCAAUAAUAGAAAUGCUAGGAGUUAUAUGGCCAUUAAGAAUGAAAAGAAAGAAAAGAGAGAAAGAGAGAGAGAGAGAGAAAUGAAAGAAUCGAUAUCGAGUGUUUUCGCAAUUGAAAUAUAUUAAAGCGGAUUAUUCUCUGUUUCAUGUACAUGUUACGCUCCGCGGAGUGGAUAAUCAAAUCAGUAUUCAGAAUCAAAAAGAUCAACGGUAACGUGGAUUUAUCAUGCGUAUUAGAGGUUCAUUGAACAAUGUAAAGUUAACCGGGAAUCAUGAUUCAACGACAAUAUAGCUUGUAUUCCCAUCCCCGUCGCCCCCUCUCCAACACUCAAGGAAUUGUUUUCAUCGAGCCGGAACAGAAUUUGUAAUAUACGAUAAAUUGUAAUAACUCUCUAACACUACUACGUCCGUCGAUGAUUUUUCGAGGUUAUGUUCUGGUCUAACCUUCUUUUACUUUUUUCUAUCAGAGCAAUCGCAACUAUCGCUGUAGCAAUGCCACGCUUGUCCUUUUUAUCACGCCGCGGUUUUUUUGUAAGGAUCCGAAGCGAAACGAGCCACGAGCAACUAGCUCUAAAGGCUGUUUCGCACAGAGAGCGAUUAUGUAUAAAGAAUUAUAUACUUACAGUUGACUUUAUAACGAAUUGUAAAAGUAUUAAAGUAGUAUUAAUCACAAGACUGAAUGAAAAAAAAAGAAAAGAGAGAAGAAUGAAAUAAUAGUUGCUGUGUGAUUAAAUCGUAGGAAAUAUCUAAAGAAGCUAGAUUUAUAUAUCAUUUUUUGUUCACGUGUGCGGCUCCCUUCGAGCGCCAUUUUCCGAUUAACCAUUUUUAAUCAGGGAGACUCUUCUCUCCCUUUUAUUUUCUACUCUGCAUUCCGUGCAUCGAACCUGUGUCUGUGUCUUCUAUAAUAUCGUAGAUAUGGCGAGACGUAAACGCGAAAGAAAAGAAAAAUACGAAAA